AUGGCGGGCAUAUCAGUACCCAAGACCGCACCUCACAUCAUCCACUGCACAACAGGUGACGCUUUUGAUCACACCGUCCUAGUUUCAGGGGAACUACCACCAUACUGCAAACCUGAGCUUGGAUCAUCUUCCCGUAACUGCCCGCCGCCCCCCCGUGGUUCUGCCUCCGCAGGUGCUUCUCGUACUCGUGCUCAUCAAGACCAGAUCCGGCCUCCCACCCCACCUUCGCGAGAGACCAGGCCUUUGUCAGAGAUCAGCGACGAGGAGUUCGAUGUCCCGCCCCUGUUUGAUGACACAUUGUAUGAAGCUGAAGAUGUCCCUAAUUUGGAUAUCGACGAUGAUGAACCAUAUGUUGGAAAAUUGUAUGCCUCAAAACAAGACUGUCAGAUCGGAAUUGCCAUCUAUGCAAUAAAGGAACAGUUUCAUUUCAGGCAGACCAGAACCAGCAGGCAUUCCUUUGUCCUCAGUUGCCAUGACACUCGUUGUGACUGGAGAAUCCUUGCGAAGGAGCUCACGACCUGCGGCUACUACACUAUUAAUAAGUGCCAGCUAAACCACACAUGCGACAUGGACACUCGCAGACUUUACAAGAAGCGUGCUACAGCAAAGGUGUUGGGACAUAUCUAUCGCUCCAAAUAUGGAGAUCCCACUGAUGCACCCAAAGCUGUCCAACUUCAGCAGCUUAUCCUGGAAGAUCUCCGCGUUUCUGCUUCGUACAUGAAAUGCCACCGUGCUAAAGGGAUUGCACUAGACCUCACUCAUGGUAAUGCGGAGGAAUCGUUCCUUAACAUUGCUGACUAUUUUGAGAGGCUGAAAGCAACUAAUCCCGACACCAUCACUGCUAUUGAAACCGAGAUUGAUGAUGACGGGGCUACACGUUUCCUGUACGCUUUUCUAGCAUUUGGUGCAUCAAUCAAAGGUUUCCGCCGCCUCAGGCCUGUUCUAAUUAUUGAUGGAACCCACUUGUCUGGAAAAUAUAAAGGCGUACUCCUCACUGCUAGUAGUCAAGACGGUAACUUCCAAGUCUUCCCUCUCGCCUUCACUGUGGUUGAUGGAGAAACAGAAGAGGCCUGGACUUGGUUCCUUAGCAAGGUUGAAAGGAUCAUUGCUGACGCAAACACGCUCACCAUCAUCUCUGAUCGCCAUGCCUCCAUUGUCAAGGCCAAAAGCCUGGUUUUUCCUAAAGCACAUCAUGGAGCCUGCAUUGUUCACCUUAUGCGGAAUGUGGUCUCCCGCUACAAAAGCAAGGGGCUUGCAAAGAUGGUGUGCGAAGCUGCAUUCUCAUUCCGCCGUUCAGAUUUUGAUAAGAACUUCGACAAAAUCAAGAUAGCUAAUGCUGCCUGCUUCAAAUACCUCGAAGACAUCGGAACGGCGAAAUGGACACGUACUUAUUUUCAAGGAAACCGUUACAAUCUCCUCACCAGCAACGUUGCAGAGCAGCUGAACAAUGCUAUCUCGAAAUCUAGAGCUUCUCCAAUUGUUGAGAUGUUCAUGUUCAUCCAACGGAUGCUAACAAGGUGGUUCUCAGCUAGGAGGACAAAAUCAUCAAAACAUAGGGGUCUUGUCACCCCAGAGGUGGAUAAGGUCAUUCAGACACACAUCCGACUUACCAAAGGCAGCAAGAUCUAUCCAUCUAGGGACUGGAGCUUUUCAGUUAGGGGCCUUUUCGGGCACGGUAACACUGUCCACUUGGAUACAAAGGCUUGUACAUGCCAGGUCUUUCAGAAGCUCAAGAUACCAUGUGGCCAUGCACUUCUUGCCGCUGACUCUGUUGGUCUCCCCUACAACCAAUUAGUUGGUGAGUUCUAUAAAACAAAGUACUGGAUCGAGACAUAUGCUGGUGUCAUCUACCCAGAAGCUCCAGUAGGCGACCACUCCAUCCCUCCAGAGAUUGCUGAUCUGACUAUUUACCCUCCAAAAACUCGUCGCCCUUCUGGAAGACCUCGUGAAUGCCGAAUCCCGUCAACUGGCGAGAUACCGCCUGCCAAGAAAACCAAAACUGUUCCAAACAAGUGUACUCGUUGCGGAGGAACUGGUCACAACCGAACCCGCUGCAUCGUUCCACUCUGA
Molecule: messenger RNA, 2070 nt
Organism: Raphanus sativus (radish)
Lineage: Eukaryota; Viridiplantae; Streptophyta; Magnoliopsida; Brassicales; Brassicaceae
Exons: 3
Coding region: 1-2070 (689 amino acids)
Molecular function (GO): zinc ion binding
Source: RefSeq, a predicted model, not a curated record